GGAAAAUGUAAUAAAAUUGUUGAUGUGGAGGUUUUGGAAUAUAUCAUACCUCAGUCGGUCGUGCUUUGCUGGUCGCAGUGUGGGAGACGCGGAUACAAGUGAUAUAAUAGAGGGCGAUGGCACAGUUUAUAUAUUUGGUGUUGAUUCCUAUGGCGCUGUAUGGACAGUUAUGUACAUCCCACGAAAACCAAGGUGACCAAGAGUAUGACAUCAACAACGAAUCAAAAGAAGCAGCCGAAGAACAUUUAAAAGAACACCUGAAGGAUAUAACUGGUGAUAAAUUGGAUCUGAAAACGAUGUCAACAAGAGAGAGAGCCAUUUACACGUUUAGAGUCCACGAUUUGAAUAAGGACAACCAAAUGGAUGGACUUGAGGUUUUUAAGAUUUAUUCGGAACACAACUACGGCAGGAGAGAAAAGCAAACAACUGAUGAAUAUGAAGAAGACAUGAUAGCCAGGGUUGACAGAUGGCUGGAGAGGUUUGACUUUGACAAAGACGGCUACGUAUCACUGGCCGAGCGCUUAAGGUUAGAAAAUCAAUGAAGGAAAUUCUGAUCAACGACGACAAGAGAACGUUAUGAUUAAUAUGUAUUUGAGAUCAAAUUAAACAGUUUACAAUUUAUUCCUCGAAAUAAAGCAGCUU
Lineus longissimus is the source of this 642-nucleotide messenger RNA. Its product is annotated as multiple coagulation factor deficiency protein 2 homolog. The transcript has 5 exons. Gene Ontology annotation, molecular function: calcium ion binding. The record is from RefSeq and is a predicted model, not a curated record. Bases 117 to 542 code for a protein of 141 amino acids. Lineage: Eukaryota; Metazoa; Nemertea; Pilidiophora; Heteronemertea; Lineidae.